Molecule: messenger RNA, 2673 nt
Organism: Botrytis cinerea B05.10
Lineage: Eukaryota; Fungi; Ascomycota; Leotiomycetes; Helotiales; Sclerotiniaceae
Exons: 2
Coding region: 579-2300 (573 amino acids)
Source: RefSeq, a predicted model, not a curated record
CGCUUCAUUUCCCAUUCCCUUUCCCUUCUCUCUCUCUCUUGUCAAUCUUCAAUUUUCCAUGUCCAACCAUCCAUAUAGCCCAAUUAAAUAUUAUCAGCCGUUCAAGAUUUAUAUCUCCUUUCCUUUCCUUUUCCUUUUCCUUUUCCUUUUCCCUUUCCCUUUCCUUUCUUUUUCCUCUCCAACUCUCCGAUCCCCUUCCCAAACAUAUGCAUUGUGAAGCAACCUUAUCAGCCCCGAAGGAUUGGUCGCACGCAACCAGCGCAAAACCUCCAACGAAAGACAAUCAACCACUCUGCCUACCUUCCUACUCGUACAGCGAUCGUUCCAUUCGUCAUUUAAGAUCCCGUACCGCCACAUAUUAGAGCAUACUCACGGAUUUUACAGCUGUUCCAAAUACUACCACAUUAAGUCAUCUGGUCGGGGUCGCUUUCCUACAAAUUACCCUCUGCUUCGUCACAGAACGAUACCUCUUUAAUUUAUCUUCCGUCUACCAUUUCGACUUCACCUUGAUUUUGUUCAUGAUUCAUCACGAAUAUCGCGCGUAGAAGAGUGGACGCGGUAGCAAGAAGUUUAUUAAUAUGUAUUCAAACCAUUCACCACGAGAGACUGAGCUCAGUCAGCAUUUGUUUCCCAUCAUGACGACUGCUUCAACCCCAGCCACUCCCGGUCCGUCUACGCCAACGGUCACGCGAGCACCCCCGAUAGAGCAUACCAAAGUCGACGACAUCCUGAACAUCGAGAGGCCGGCAUCGACACCGUUUCCGCGACAGGAGUCUUUGGAUGGAGAGAUAGUAGAGCGACAAAUCGAGCCGGAAAUUCUAGAAUGGAGAGAACCCUCACCGAUCCAACAACAAGCUCCAGAUUCGGGUUCGCCUUUGUGCGACCUUCCGGUCGAAAUCCACGAAUGCAUUCUCGAUCACUUGUUCGGUUUCAGGGCUGCGGCUUCUGCGAGAAUCAUACCGGGAAAGUCCAAGGUGCUUCGGGGCUGGGGUACAGCGUUAAGACACUCGAGACGUCGUGAAGUCUCCGAGUUGGCUCUCGUGUCUACUCAAUGGAGAAGUCUUAUCCAAGAACGAUUAUAUAGACAUCUCAAGAUCAAGGGAACCAUGGAUUCCGUUCAGCAGUCAUUGGACUGGUUUUAUGCCCAUUCGCAUUUGUGUCGUUAUGUAAAGCACAUCGAAAUAUGGUUUCCAGUGUUUCAACAGAAGAAGCUGCCUUUCGAUCGUGUUAUGCGGAUACCCACAACUAAUCCAGACCGUUCUACCCUAAUUCGCUCACUUGCACAUCUCGGCGCAGAACCUACGAAUCCUGUCACAUACCAGACCCCAGAUAACAACUCCACCCUAUCCGAAAUCUUCCAGUUCGUUCGAAAUACUUUCCCUGAAGUCGUCAUCUUGACUCUGGAAGGUGGAGAAAGAAAGAAACCCCCUCAAGUUCAGCAAUUCCGUCCGAAUGAAACAAAGUUGCCGAAGAUCCGUACCAUUCGAACUCUGGUCUGCAAGGGGCAAUGGAACAUUAUACGUACGGAUGGAGAUUUCCAAAACAUUGCGGCAGCAUUGCCAAACCUCAAUGAGUGGCAUGGAUCUUAUGCCAAACCAAAGUCGAAGUCAUAUCUUUGCAUUGCGCAGAUUGCUCCCCGGAUACCGCAAAAUAUUACACAUCUUAACCUAUGUCUUGAGAACGACUACCGCAGAGAAACUGUAUCGCCAGCUUUCUUCAGGAAGGUUACCCAGAAGACGCAUUUUUGUGAAGAAUUGGCCAAAUCAAUUCCAACUCUCGAGCACUUGGCGUAUACUGGUAGGGUUUGUCGUGGAUUCUUUGACACAGCGACCAAAAUUUCAAACCCACGUACCUCGAGAUUGAAGAGUAUAGACUUUAUUGUCAAGAAUUGCUGCCGUCCUAAUCAGCAAUGGAACGACGGAUCUGGUAUAAGUGAUAUGUCAUUCAUCUCGGCCUUCGAAGCAUUGGUAUUAUCGAGUGCACGAUCAUUGAAGAAGCUUGCGGCUCUUGAGUACCUGAGAAUCAGAUUCAUAGACCUUGAGUCACAAAUUCCACCGCUCAACCCAUAUUUUGAACUCAAAAAUAACCAAUGCACGGGAAUAUGGAGCCCUGCAAUUGUCGAUGCAUUGGCGAGCAGUCGACCAAGUGCAUCAUUCGUAGAGAAAGCAGAAACCCUUGGUGAACUGGCUAUCAACAAGGAUGGGCAAUACAUCACGCCUACUACAUUCUCAAAAUUUCGACCACUCUCUAUAAAAGUUUCAAAUUAUCUUGCACUUUCGGGUGGCAUCACAAUUACAUAAAUGAGUGAUAUCCCAUCAUGUCAUAAAUUCGCAUUGCACAUAUGGUGGGAAAUCUUAUCUAAGGAAGGAUAUCGUCUCACUACUAGCACAUGUUCCGUCGGCGUAUAAAGGAAGGGUAUUGUAAAACAGGUAUUGAGCAGAGGACUUGGUUGAGGAUAUGGCUUUGGCAAUGGACUGGGAAUGGAACUGGGGCUAGGACUUUUUUCAACUAGCAUUGGCAGGCGUUCUCGACUCCGGUUCUGGAAGUAAAGGAAGGGUAUUUUAUAUGCAGUCGGUGGUUUCAGUUCGCAUUUCCAAAUUACAGCAAGAGAGACGUUCCUAUUUAAAUCCGUAGAGAACUGUCAGAAGAUCAUAUAUAAAAUCAUGAGAAUCA